AUGGUGCGCGCCUCUCGGGCUCCCGGCCGGGCAGCGGAGGGGCGGCGGGCGCGCUCCCGACAACAGCCGAUGCCUGCCGGGCGCGCUGUGGCGAGGACUUCGCUCUACGGGUCGCGCACCCCGGGCCGACGGGGCGGGCAGGCUCCGCGGCGUGCUGACUCCGCGAACGGCAGCUGGGGCCGCCGGGGGGCCGAGGGCGCGCCGGCCUCCCUUCGGGGCGCCCGCCUCGCCUCCAGGCGCGCGGUCCUGCCGGCCGCCUCUGCUGCAGCGCUCGGACUCCGCGGGACUUUGCCUGGACGCGGAGCCGGAGCCUCAGCCUCGGUCCCUCGCGCUCCGCCCCCUAGGGACAGGACCUCCACAGUGCGCUCUCCGAAAGAGACAGCGCGCGGCACACGCACGCACACACAAUGCCCUCGCGCGGCGCCGGCUCCCGCUCGCCCGCUCUCGGUUUCGGUGCGAAUCCUCUCCUUCCCUCUCCUCGGGGGAGGGCGGGUCAGGUCUCCGCGGCGCGCGAGAAGCGGAGGGGAAAGGGGAAGCCGCGAGGCUCCCCCGGACGGCGGGCGCGGAGCGGGUCCCGGGCGGGGAGGGAGCCGCCGGGUCGGCGGCGCAGCGCGGGGCGUCGCUGGACGGCGGGCGCAGGGAGGUCUCGGGUCUGGCCGGAGGGUGGGUCCGCUGGCGCGGCCGCCGAGAGGGCGGGAGCGGAGGAACGAGGCGCUGGGCGGCUCUGCUCCUGGGAGGGACCCCACUGUCCCGUCCCCUCGCGCUCCUCCUCCGCCGCCUCCCCCACCCCGGGCGCGCGGCAGGUUCUGAGCGGCCCGGCCC
Microcebus murinus (gray mouse lemur) is the source of this 822-nucleotide messenger RNA. NCBI's taxonomy places the organism in Eukaryota, Metazoa, Chordata, Mammalia, Primates, Cheirogaleidae. The record is from RefSeq and is a predicted model, not a curated record.